AUGCCUUCUCUUCGUCUCGGAAACAUCGCCCCCGACUUUGAGGCGCAGACCACUGCUGGUCCCAUCAAGUUCCACGACUGGAUUGGCGACUCUUGGGCCAUCUUGUUCUCUCAUCCCGGAGACUUCACCCCCGUUUGCACCACUGAGCUUGGUGAGGUUGCUCGCCGCUCGGAAGACUUCAAGAAGCGCAAUGUCAAGGUCAUUGGUAUUUCUGCCAACGGUCUCGAUGAACACGAGAAGUGGGUGAAGGACAUCAACUCGUAUGGAGCCAACGUUGGACCCACAGACGUCCAAUUCCCCAUCAUUGCCGAUCCCGACCGUAAAAUCUCGACCCUCUAUGACAUGUUGGACGAACAAGACGCGACCAACCGUGAUGCCAAGGGUCUUCCUUUCACCAUCCGCACGGUAUUCGUGAUUGACCCUAAAAAGACGAUCCGCCUUACCCUUGCAUACCCUGCUUCUACGGGACGCAACUUCGAUGAAAUCAUCCGUGUUGUUGACUCUCUUCAAAUUGGAGACAAGCAUCGCGUAACUACUCCAGUCAACUGGAAGAAGGGAGACGAUGUGAUUGUCCACCCAUCUGUCACUAACGACGAGGCCAAGACCCUCUUCCCCGAAUUCAGCCAACACCUUCCGUAUUUGAGAACCACCCCUCUGAAGGUUGACUGA
Molecule: messenger RNA, 669 nt
Organism: Psilocybe cubensis
Lineage: Eukaryota; Fungi; Basidiomycota; Agaricomycetes; Agaricales; Agrocybaceae
Exons: 7
Coding region: 1-669 (222 amino acids)
Biological process (GO): cellular oxidant detoxification; cell redox homeostasis
Cellular component (GO): cytosol; mitochondrion
Molecular function (GO): peroxiredoxin activity
Source: RefSeq, a predicted model, not a curated record